GUGGAGCGGUCAAAUAGAAGAAUCGAUAAUUAUCUAGAAGGACCGAAAACCUCAUGUCCUCAUCACCAGAAAAUAUCUUGAUCUUAAAAAGAAAAAUGAAAAUAUCCGACCAGAAUGUUCCCGCAACUUCCAGAUCCCACUUUUUUCUUUCUGGAACCCUGGAAUUGGAUCCUAAAAUUUCCCAAUUACCCGUAUAUAUUUCUCUUCUGCCUCAAUGCGUAAUCAACCCGUCAACUGCAAAAUCCCCCAGCAUUAUUUCCAUCACAAAGAGUUAAUCAAGAAUCUAUCAAGAAAUUUCCUGUCUAUUCCAUCAAAAUCCGAAUAAUGGACUUCCCUUUUGCCCAAAAUCCAUUCGAUGCGUCGUUUCGCCCCCGCUAUGAGAGAAGCUUUAGAGGGAUCCCGGUUCAGGUAAUGCCCGAGGCGUCGCAGCCUCAGUCUCUUAAACCCAAGAUUGUAUCCAUCCCCGUCCAAUUCGUCGGUUCGGAGCGAGGCAGAUCCGACUCGGCAAUCAAGAUCCAGAAGGUGUUUCGAGGAUUUCUGGUAAGAAAAAACGUGAAGAAGAUCAUGGCAAUAAGGGAGCAAGUGAAUGACAUCGAGCGUAGUGUCUCCAAGACAGAGACUGUGGAAUUGAUUCGGAAUGACCCAAAGCAGAGAUUGAAAGUGAACGAGAAUCUGAUGAGCUUGCUUUUCAAAUUGGAUUCUGUUAAAGGAGUGGAUUCUUGUGUUAGGGAUUUCAGGAAAUCCGUUAUUAAAAAGGCGAUUGCGUUACAAGAGAUGGUUGACGCCAUUAUUUCUGGUAACCAGUUCGUGGAUUCCAGCAAAAAUGCGGAAGUAAUUGACCAAAAUCAAGGUAUUAUCGAUUCUUCAGAUAAAAGCAAUCAAAUUUUAGAGUGGGAAGCAACAGAGGAUGCUGAAUGUGUGGCUAAUUUGAGUGAAUCGGAAGGAAGUUUUACUGUUGCAGUCGGAGGUAAUGCGGAGAAGAUAUUGGAAAGCAGUGGGAAUGAGAGUCAAAGCAAUUGGUUAGGAGAUGAAGAAGGUGAAAAUAGAAGAGGGCAGUCUGAUAAUAAUAGGAAGGAGAUAUUAGAGAGGAUAAUGGAGGAGAAUGAGAAGAUGACGAGGAUGAUGGAGACAUUGUCCGAGAGAAACGAAAUGCAAACUCGGAUGCUGAGUGCCUUGACUCAAAGGGUGGAGCAGCUGGAGAAAGCAUUCUUGUGUGACAAAUUGAGGAGAAAGAAACGGAGAAGUGAUGAGAAAUCACAGGAUAUCAGGAAGUGCGGAGGGAAGAGAUAGGGGCUUCCUUUUCUUGGAAUUAAAAUUUAUGCAUGUUCUGUCCCGAAAGAUUGCUCUCUUUGUUCCAAAAAAUCAAGAACGAAACAUUGAAUACACACACUAGAAUAUCAUGUCUUAUAUCCAA
Gossypium arboreum is the source of this 1414-nucleotide messenger RNA. RefSeq lists its product as uncharacterized. Gene Ontology annotation, molecular function: protein-folding chaperone binding. NCBI's taxonomy places the organism in Eukaryota, Viridiplantae, Streptophyta, Magnoliopsida, Malvales, Malvaceae. Gene Ontology annotation, cellular component: plasmodesma. The coding region runs from base 325 to 1290 and encodes 321 amino acids. Gene Ontology annotation, biological process: protein folding. The transcript has a single exon. The record is from RefSeq and is a predicted model, not a curated record.